UCUUCUUCAAUUCUACCUUACUAGGUUCAUGUGCGUCUAAUAUAAUAGACCACACUAGAGAACUAUGCUUAGACUCUUCACUACUCUUUCUCUCUCCUCUUCUUGUUUUGCCCCUAACCAUUGAAACCACCCAAUCUAAAACUCUGGUAUGUUGAAUGAUCAAAGGGCUUUAACCACAACCAGUAGAGAAGAUGAUCAAAACUAUGAAGAUGAACAUAUCAGAGACAUCCAUGCCUUAACCCCACCUCAGCCUCGGUCGGUUCGCAAUCGAAGAGAGUCUUGGGAAACAAGUAGCCAUAUAUCAUCAAACUUAUCCAUGGCAAGCAUUGAAGGAACUACAAGUGAAAAUUUCACGAGUAUUAGUAGAGAAUUUAGUGCUCUAGUACUUGCAGGGUCGACGGUAGGGAACACUAGCAAUGAUGGUGAUGAUAACAACACUAACAACUUGGGGAGUAUUGGUGAAGAGGAAACAAACCCUUUGGCUAUAGUGCCGGACAAUAAUCCAUUGGACCCCGUGGCAUCCCCUAGACCUACCACGGACGGGGGCUCUUUGGUGAACGGAAAUCACAGUGAGGUUUCAGUGCAGAGAGUGAAGAAAGAGGAGGUCGAGUCGAAGAUAAAUGCUUGGCAGACAGCAAAAAUCGCGAAGAUCAACAAUCGUUUUAAGCGUGAGGACGCCAUAAUCAAUGGUUUGGAGGGUGAGCAAGUUCAGAAGAGCACUUCAUGGAUGAAGAAAGUUGAGAGGAAGCUUGAGGAGAAAAGAGCAAGAGCUAUGGAAAAGAUGCAGAAUGAGAUAGCAAAAGCACACAGAAAGGCAGAGGAGAGAAGAGCCUCAGCUGAGUCCAAGAGGGGAACCAAAGUGGCCAGGAUUCUUGAAGUUGCCAACUUGAUGAGAGCCAUUGGAAGAGCUCCUGCCAAGCGCUCCUUCUUCUAAAGCCCUACCACACUCCAUUUAUUUGAAAAGACUUUGACAUGGAAUAAGCACUUUAUUUUAUAGGGGUCCCUUCACUUUUGAAAUAUAGGGUACCCUAUGUGUGAAAUAUGACAUUUAAAAGUUGCCCCUAGAACGCUAUAGAAGUAUGAAGUGUCUGUUAGUGAGUGCUUGUAUUGGUUUGGCUUAUCUAGUUGAUAUGCUAUAAGCACUUUAUUUUGUAAGGGGUCCCUUCACUUUUGAACUAUAGGGCAUCCUAUGUGUGAAAUGGGGCAUAUUAAGAGUUGCCCUAGAAAACUAUAGUAGGUAAGUGCUUGUAAUGGUUCAGCUUGUCUUUACUAAAGACAAGAGUCACGUGAAUUGGUUGUCUCUCUAGAAAUAUUGUGGUCAGCGAGAUAGCGUAGUGUUGAAUCCCUUUCUCUAAGGGUGUCAGACAUUUCAGAAGGCUCGCAAGUCACUUGUGUUGAAGGGCUUUCUUGUUCAGCUUUGGAUAUUACAUAUACUUCAUAAACCCAUAUCAUUUAGUUUGGUGUAUCUGCAACUCAUGGAAUGGCCAUUUG
Messenger RNA from Ilex paraguariensis (yerba mate), 1491 nucleotides. The record is from the annotation of a GenBank genome assembly. Lineage: Eukaryota; Viridiplantae; Streptophyta; Magnoliopsida; Aquifoliales; Aquifoliaceae.